This is a messenger RNA of Elgaria multicarinata webbii, 2668 nucleotides long. RefSeq names its product BTB domain containing 6 (gene BTBD6). Lineage: Eukaryota; Metazoa; Chordata; Lepidosauria; Squamata; Anguidae. Bases 698 to 2299 code for a protein of 533 amino acids. Gene Ontology annotation, biological process: neurogenesis. Gene Ontology annotation, cellular component: cytosol. The transcript is spliced from 4 exons. The record is from RefSeq and is a predicted model, not a curated record. Gene Ontology annotation, molecular function: protein binding.
AGGGAUAUUUUAUUUUUAGAGAGGGAGAUCGGGAGUGGAAAAGCCCGCUUCCUUUUGCAAAGCGCGCGGCUGGGUCCUACGCCAGCCCCUUUACACCUCCGUCCACCGCCUUUGGGAUUUUACAGACGAGGGUCUCCGAGGGACGUCCUGCUGCCCCCUUUUUUGUGGAUGAAAGCAUAAAACGCGCAGAUCUGCGGCUGGCUCUUCGCGGAUGUCCAACCUUCGCCCGGAAAAUAGGGGAGGGGGGGAAGCCGAGUUUCCUGCUUCCACGAACCCUUCUCCCGAGGAGAUUGGCAGAAGUUCAGCGUCGCCGCGGCUCGGGAGUUGAUUUGGUUUUUAUUUUUUUGCCUCGCCGGGCAAGAUCGGCGCUUUGACAACUGCUUGGGCUUUUUACUGCUUGGGGGGUCCUGCCUGCCUGCAGCCUUGAGGCUGGGACGCCCCCGCACCAUCCUCGCCGUCGCUCCCUUCCCGGCCGCCAGGUGAGCGAUGACUCAUUCGGGCAUCAUCGCUGCGCCUCCGUCAGAAACACAAAGCAAAAGGUGCUUCGGGUAGAGGUCCUCCAGCAACAAGCCAAGCCGGCCACUGCUUGUUUUCGGGGCCCCGCGGAAAGGCGGUUAAAACCCACACCCCAAAAAGCCAUCUUUCCGAGUGAGACUCCGCUCGUCGCCAGCCGAGGAGGGGGGAAUCCCUCCCGCUGAUGCCACCGGACCAUGGUUGCUUCCAUGGCCGGAUCAUGAAGUGUUUGACUUUCUUUCUUCUGCUUCCAGAGACCCUCAAGAAGUCCAAAAAGAGCGUCCGGGCCAACGGCAAGGGGCCAGCAUGCUAUGAGAUCGUGCCCCUGGCCCUCAAGAAGAAGAUGGCUGCGGAACUUUACCCUGCCACCGCCAACACCAACCUCGCAAACAGCAAUAACGCCACCGCCGCCAACAGCAAGAAAAACGCCCUUCAGCUUCAGCAGAGCGCGCAGCCCCCGCCGCCCCCGCCGCUGCAAAACCUCAACAACAACAACGUGGAGAGCGCCAACUGGCAGUCCUUCCACCCCACCCUGCGAGAGAGGAACGCGCUCAUGUUCAAUAACGAACUUAUGGCUGACGUACAUUUCAUUGUGGGCCCAGUGGGGGCGGCCAAGAAAGUUCCUGCUCACAAGUAUGUUCUAGCAGUUGGGAGCUCUGUCUUCUACGCUAUGUUUUACGGAGAUCUUGCAGAGGUCAAAUCUGAAAUCCAUAUUCCAGAUGUGGAACCUGCAGCCUUCCUAAUCCUAUUAAAGUACAUGUAUAGCGAUGAAAUCGACCUGGAGGCAGAUACCGUGCUUGCUACUUUGUACGCGGCCAAGAAAUACAUUGUCCCAGCAUUAGCAAAAGCUUGCGUCAAUUUUCUGGAGACUAGUUUAGAGGCCAAGAAUGCUUGCGUUUUGCUGUCUCAGAGCAGACUCUUUGAGGAGCCAGAGCUGACGCAGCGCUGCUGGGAAGUCAUUGAUGCUCAAGCUGAAAUGGCCCUGAAAUCGGAGGGCUUCUGCGAAAUAGAUCAACAGACGCUAGAGAUCAUUGUGACGCGGGAAGCACUGAACACGAAGGAGGUCGUAGUGUUUGAGGCAGUUCUGAACUGGGCAGAGGCUGAAUGCAAGAGACAAGGGCUGCCUAUCACACCAAGGAACAAGCGGAAUGUAUUAGGGAAAGCUUUAUACUUGGUGCGGAUUCCAACCAUGACUUUGGAAGAGUUUGCCAACGGAGCGGCCCAGUCCGAUAUCCUAACCCUGGAGGAGAGGCAUAAUAUUUUCUUGUGGUAUACCGCUGCAAAUAAGCCUAAAUUAGAAUUUCCACUGACAAAGAGGAAAGGACUUGUGCCUCAAAGGUGCCAUCGGUUUCAGUCCUCCGCAUAUCGUAGCAAUCAGUGGAGGUACCGAGGUCGGUGUGACAGCAUCCAGUUUGCUGUAGAUAAAAGGAUAUUUAUAGCUGGACUGGGAUUAUAUGGGUCAAGUUGUGGAAAAGCCGAAUACAGCGUCAAAAUCGAACUGAAGCGGCUAGGAGUUGUUCUCGCCCAGAACCUGACCAAGUUUACCUCUGAUGGAUCUAGUAACACUUUCUCGGUAUGGUUUGAGCAUCCGGUGCAGGUUGAGCAAGACACCUUUUACAAUGUGAGUGCCAUUCUGGAUGGCAACGAACUCAGUUACUUUGGGCAAGAGGGCAUGACUGAAGUACAAUGUGGGAAAGUGACAUUCCAAUUCCAGUGUUCCUCAGACAGCACCAACGGCACAGGAGUACAAGGAGGACAAAUACCUGAACUCAUUUUCUAUGCAUGAUGCAUUUCACUUAGAUUGUAUUUCAGGACUGCUCUGCACAUUAAGGGAUAUACUUUGAUUUGACUGAAAAGAGCAGCAUGGAAUGUUAUGCUACUUACCUAUCUACUUACCUUACCAUCAGGCUAUCAAACUAAGUGAAGGAAUGCUCUUGAGUUUAAUCUUAUUUUAUUUAUUCAUAAGCUAUUUGACUUAAUUAUUAAACUGCAACAUGCAGGAGGGGGGGAAACGUUUUAAAAAAAUUGCACGUGAUGUGCAUUUAUUUUGUAUAUAGAUAACUAACUUGCAGACUGCAGCUGACUCAAACAGAAUGUUCUAAAGUAGAGCGGUUUGAGAAUCUGUUGAAUAUAAAACAUUUUUACUUGUCCUAAA